This is a messenger RNA of Papilio polytes (common Mormon), 1351 nucleotides long. It is a transcript of the gene cv, whose product is annotated as protein twisted gastrulation. The coding region runs from base 239 to 982 and encodes 247 amino acids. The transcript has 5 exons. The record is from RefSeq and is a predicted model, not a curated record. Lineage: Eukaryota; Metazoa; Arthropoda; Insecta; Lepidoptera; Papilionidae. Gene Ontology annotation, biological process: regulation of BMP signaling pathway.
UUAUUUCAUUCAUUUUAAGUUGUUUAAACGAAGAACACGUAUAAAAAACUUAAACAUAGCGUUUUCCUAAGUUGUUUAUGUCAAAAAGUUUAGUUUGCUGAAAUUUAAUUGACAUAAUUUAAAACCAUAGCUUCGUUAGUUCAUUUGUACAUUAAUUUGUUUUUCAUGACUGGGUUUAAUUAGAAAAGAAAUAGCAGACAUUCUGUUUAUUUUUGUUUUGAGUGUGUUUUAACUGACCAUGGCUAAUAAAAUCUACUUCGUUUUUGCGGUCAUAUGUAUUGUGCCAAUUAUUUACGCUUGUAAUGAAGCGAUAUGUGCGAGUGUCGUGUCCAAAUGCAUGCUGACACAAUCCUGCAAGUGUGAUCUGAAGGACUGCUCGUGUUGCAAGGAUUGUUUUAACUGUCUUAGCUACUUGUACAGUGAAUGUUGCAGUUGCGUUGAUAUGUGUCCGAAGCCUAAUGACACCCAAACCGAGCUUUCAAAGUCGUCCCAUGUGGAAGAGCUGACUGAUGGAGUGCCAGGACUGUUUGCUGCAUUAACCAGUGAGCCUGAUCCUCAGCAGAGGUGGCUGUCUAUUACAUACCCAGUGGAUAUUGAUCUCUCUGCUUAUAGACCUGGAAACCCUGAAAAACAAGUGGUGUAUCAUUUACAGAGUGUGGAGCAAGAGCCGGAGCCGGUGAGCCGUGAUGUGGUGACAUUCAACUGCACUGUGGCGUACAUGUCGCAGUGCAUGUCGUGUGACAAAUGCCGCGCUUCCUGCCGCUCUAUGGGCUCCAACAGCUUCAGAUGGUUCCACGACGGCUGCUGUGAGUGUAUCGGUGAGAAGUGCCUGUACUACGGAAUCAAUGAGAGCAGAUGUCUGUCAUGUCCUGGCGGCAAGGAGCGGCAAGGCGGCAAGGACACAGCUGUCAACACAUUAGACGAAGACCUCAGUUAUGAUGACCUGGAUUAUGGUGAAGAUGUAGACGCACAAUCGGUUUGAUUAUUAUAUUAUUAAUAAUAAGAUACAUUUUUUAUAUUUUUUUAAAAUAAUUUCUUAGCCAUGAUUUUUAACUUUACUUAGGUUUAAAUAAUUUUAGAAUUAUUUGUACACUUGCUUUUAAAAGCAUACGACAUACUCAUGUUUAUCUGUUUAGUUGUAUUUGUGUAUUUCUUUUUAGUUAAUUACUUUAAUGACAAUGUACUCGAGUAUAAGCAAGAUUUAAAAAAACAACGUUCUUACAAUUACAGUUAUAAAUUCGCUAUUUUAGCAUAUCUGUUCUGACUGCUUACAUACUAUGUUUUUAUUACAUUUUAAUAUUGCAUUUGCUAACAUCGUGAUGAAACCAACCCGCAGUGGGCCAGCGUGGUU